This is a messenger RNA of Petromyzon marinus (sea lamprey), 2192 nucleotides long. Lineage: Eukaryota; Metazoa; Chordata; Hyperoartia; Petromyzontiformes; Petromyzontidae. The record is from RefSeq and is a predicted model, not a curated record.
CCCCGCCCAACCAACAUGGCCGCGCCCAGCGCCACGAGUUUUCGGCGUGGAGCGCGCGUGGAGUCGGGGCCUGGGGGGCGCGGGGGGCCCGGGGGGCCCGGGGGGCCCGGGGGGCCCGGUGGGCGCGGGGGGCCCGGGGGGCCCGGGGGGCGCGGGGGACUCGGAGGGGCUCUGCGCGGGACGCGGCCCUGCGGGUCCCGCUCCCAGCUGCUCGUGUCAACAGGCAUCCCCUCGCUCGACUCCGCGCUGGGUGGCGGGCUGGCGCUGGGGUCGCUGCUGCUCAUCGAGGAGGAUGCUUUUGGGAGUUUCGCUCGCCACAUCCUCCGCUGCUUCCUCGCCCAGGGGAUCGCAUCGGGUCAUGACCUCUACGUGGCCUCCGCUGACACUCACCCCGAUGACAUCAUCCAGGAGUUGCCGGCCCCCGUGCUGGAUGAGGCCCCUGCGGGUCGCGGGGAUCCCUGCGGGAGAGCGAGCGACGCGGAGGGCAUGGAGAUCGCGUGGAGAUACCAGAACAUGCCCAAAGUGGAGACUGCGCUGGCUGCGGGCGCCGCUCUGGGCCAGAGCUUUGACCUUUCACGCACCAUGGGGGCGGAGGUCCGAGCUACGGCACGCGUGCACACCUUCCACCUGCCCGCUCACCCGCCGCUCACCCACACCGCUACCCCCCACGGGGUGGAUGCGGUGCCCGGGUACUCCGCUCUGCUCCGCUCGCUGGCGCGCGUCACCCAGGACCCCGCGUAUGACCUCUCACCCCCACAGGUGUGCGCCCUUGAUGGUCUGCGUCGCCACUCUGACCCGUGGUCUAUCUACAGCUGGAUGGUGCAGGCCUCCCCACGCCAUGUUUCAACGUUCUGCCCUUACCGCCCCCCCACCCCAGCCCCCACCCCCCCGGCCGCCCCCCCCCCGCGCCGCGUGCUGCGUGCGUCACUGCCGUCCCUGGGGGGGGCGGCGUGGGGGGACGAUUCAACAAGCGCCCCCCCCCUCUCGCGGGGCCCCCCCCACGGCAACGCGGCGCUGCCCCGCCUCCUCCUGGCGCUCCGCUCGCUCCUCCGCUCCUCGCUGUGUGUGGCGGUCGCCACCGUGCCAGCUCACCUGGGCCAGGACGACGCAUGGCUGCGCCGCGUGGAGCGAGCGAGCGACUCGGUGCUCCGGCUCGAGUCGUUCGCUGGCUCCCCCCGUGGUGACGUCCACCCCCUCUACCGCGAGCACCACGGCCUGCUGCACGUGGUGCGAGCUCCGCGCUUGAACUCGCUCACGACGUCGCUCGUAGACUCCCACGACCUCGCCUUCCGAGUGCGGCGUCGCCGGUUCCUCGUCGAGAAGCUGCAUCUGCCCCCGGAUCUCUCGGACACCGCGAGCCGCUCUGGCCCCAACGCCUCGGCCUGUGGGGGGGCCGCCACAACAUCCAGCCUGGAUUUCUGACAUUGUGGAUUCCGGAUUCUCAGAAAAUGGAUUCUGCAACAAGGGAUUCUUGGAUCAUGGAGACUUGAUCCCAGAUGGGGAUUCUCAGAUCUCAGAUAUUGAAUCUCAGAUUCUGGGAUCCUGGAUCCUGCAUUUUAUUUUGGGGGAUUUCAUAGAUGUUUACUAUUAUCUGGAGAACAUUUACAGAUAUAAGGAUAUGCCACGUGAAGUUGUGCAAGGCUUGCUGCUGAUAGGAGGUCAUGGGACAGACCCAAUUGUUAUGGGUUGACUGACUGAGAUGACUGGCAGAUGCACCACCUGUGCUCUGUACUGUAGCAACUUGCUGCGUUUUAGCCGCCCGGUGCUCUGUUGUUGUGAGCAUCGCUCAUCUGUCCUCCGCUGUUGUUGGAGGGCGACUGCCUCCAAUUGCCCAGUAACAUCCUUCACGAGCCUCCUCAGAGGCCGAUCUUGAGACCGCUGAUACCAAUCAUUGGCAAGUUCACUCGUCUCCACGUCUUCCUGUGCAAGUUCACUCGGCUCCACAUUAGUCCAUCUCUUCUCCGGCCCGUGCCACGUGCCCGUUUAGCCCCCUCGAUCCGGGCAAACAGAAGCUGCUUGGGCAUGCGGUGGGGAUUUAACCGGCGACACUCCGUGCGUCAACAGCACGUUCCAGUGAGAGAUGCAGCCACGGAAGCUGCUCGCGAUCGAGGUGUCGUGAGGUGUAACGAGGUGUAACGUGACGCGUGUUUAUCUUGUAAAGCGAUGAUGACGACAACAGCUCGGCGCGUGUA